Messenger RNA from Fusarium sp. VM40, 690 nucleotides. Lineage: Eukaryota; Fungi; Ascomycota; Sordariomycetes; Hypocreales; Nectriaceae. The record is from the annotation of a GenBank genome assembly.
AUGUUGUCGGCGCGUCCUCUGCUGUACGUCGCCCUCGGGCUUCUCAUGGUGGUCUCCAUCAUUGAGCUCUCCUUCAUCUCAGGCAUGGUUGGUUGGCUCCACGGCAACGCCAGCGGAACUUUCACUUUCGAAUACAAAGGCACGAAAUACAAUCUCAAGGGCGAACCAGCAAACCUCAUUACCGACCAAGGCCAUACCAGCAACGGAGCAGCUGGAACAGCAUUCGUCCUUAUUGGCUGUGGAGGAAUCAUCGCUUUGAUCCUCCGCAACAGACAUGACGCUGGAAAAUUCAGCCGCAUGUUCUAUAACCUCUGGCUCGUCACCAAUGUUCUCAGCCUCUUGCUCGUUCUCUCCGCCCUCAUCUACACAUUCGUUGUGACAAACAGCCACGACGGCCAGAGCAUAGAUCCCGCUGCUGCGUCGCGCCUCAAGAGUGGCGAAAAGUACCCUCUUGAGUCUUGGUCACCGCAGAAUUGGUACUCGGCAUUCCUAGACUUGGACCUCCCCAAUUCCGAUGAGAGAAGUGAUAUCGAACAUCAUCUACGCCUCAUGAAGGGGUGGCAAUACAACCUUAUUCCCUUCUUCCUCAUCCACCUUGUCGAGACUGGCCUUGCACUUUGGGAUGCUAUGCAGCGACGAAAGCAAAACUCCCCUGCCUAUGCACCAGCUAAGCAUACCGUCGAUGCGUAA